AUGGACGUACCCCACGCCCUUCUUCCUCCCUCCCCAUCCGCCCCCGGCCCAUCCCAUCCUCUCCCAUCCCCAGCAUAUAUCAUCGGACCUCUCCCUCCUACGACACCACUUCACCUCGCGCUCAACUAUCUCGCCUUCGAGGAUAGUCAGGUCUGCGCGUCCUCUCCGCCCGCACCCAGCCGCAAAGGCAAAGAGAAGGCCACUGCACCUCUUCCAUCAGAACCGAUUGUCGCUCCUUCGAGGGUAUUGAUCCUGACUGGUACGAAAGGGGACUUUCAGGACUGUAUUGAGCGCGAAAACGAACGGUGGAUCCGUGAUCAUGGUGGAAUAUUCGACGUCAUGCAUAGGCUCAAGAGGGUGGAUAUGAGGUACUGUCCAACCCCUGAGCAUCUCCAGCUAUACUUGACGAUGGUAUCGAGCUCCUUCGGCAGAUCACGAGACCAACAAGAAUGUCAUCAGCUCGAGAAAGCCCCGAGUUUGAUCAUUGUGUACGAUGCAGCGGCGAUGUUUCUGGAAGAAAGGCUGGUGGACGAGGAGCCAGAUGAUAGCGAGAGCGCUAUGGAGCAAGAUCGUCGUCAGGGGAAGUGGCAAUUCAAGCCCGGCGUAUGCAUACACGACUACCUCAACUUGCUCGCUGCUGCUAAAGCGACUGCCAACCAUUUCUCCUGUAGUGACCCAUCUGGGAAAGCUGCGCGUCUGGUGAUGUUGGAACCCCGCUUGGAUCUUACAGCAACAAUACCCAUCCACGACUUGACUGGCAAAGGCAUCGACGAGGAAGCCACAGCUAGAAAGACAUGGGAGGAGAAGAAGGUUCCCAUACUCGAUGGAGUCAGGCGCGUCUUUGGGUGGUCGUCUGUUGGUACUGUAAAAGAAUCAGCUAUGUCGCAAGACCAAAACGACUAUGUGGUCUCUGGGCAGGGGAAGAUAUAG
Messenger RNA from Cryptococcus wingfieldii CBS 7118, 930 nucleotides. RefSeq lists its product as hypothetical. The transcript has 6 exons. The record is from RefSeq and is a predicted model, not a curated record. The coding region runs from base 1 to 930 and encodes 309 amino acids. NCBI's taxonomy places the organism in Eukaryota, Fungi, Basidiomycota, Tremellomycetes, Tremellales, Cryptococcaceae.